GGAUGCAUAGCGGCUCCUCGCCCCACCGCCUCAGGUGCGCCGCGUGGUUGGCUGUUCACCAGCAGGUGUGUCGCCACAGUCCGCCGGCCGGCAGGGGGCACGGGAGCCCGCCUCGGGCAACCAGCGGCCCGAUUGUCAACCGGAAGUACCGUCUCGCGCCCCGGAACGAGUUUGAAGAAGUGGCAGCUGAGGUUGAGACGAAACUACCUGGUCUGAACGUGUCCUUGCAUUUCCGCGAUCGCCCCGCUGGCCCUAAGCCCCACGUCCUACCUGUGCCGCACCAAGUCGGCGUAUUCCGAAGACUGGAUGACAGACAUAGGUGCCCGGGAGGUUCAGGCGGUGGACACCGAGCUCACCGCCGACUCGGUGGAGUGGUGCCCACUGGACGGCCACAGGCACCUGCUGGCGUGCGGCACCUACCAGUUGCGGGAGCCGGAAGUGGGGGCCGGCGCCCGGAGCCAGAGUGGACUGGACCUUGAUGAACCUCAAAUCCGUUUAGGUCGGCUCUACCUGUACAGUUUUAAUGAGGACAACUCUGCUCACCCUCUGGUUGAGGUCCAAAGAAGAGAUACUUCUGCAAUCCUGGACAUGAAAUGGUGCCAUAUCCCAGUGGCUGGCCAUGUCCUCUUGGGCUUAGCAAAUGCCAGUGGAUCCAUAGAGCUAUUCCACCUGGUGAGAUCUGAGUUGGAGAGCAGUUACACAUUACUGCCAUUGUCAAGCCUUGCCCUGCAGGAGUGGUGUCUGGCUUUGUCUCUGGAUUGGUCUACUGGGAAAACCGGAAGGGCCAGCGACCAGCCCUGGAAAAUCAUCAGUAGCGACUCCCGUGGGCAGCUUCAUCUGCUGACAGUGAGUGAGAUGGAGCCCAGGCUGCAGAAAGUGGCCUCAUGGCAGGCCCAUCACUUUGAGGCCUGGAUUGCUGCCUUUAAUUACUGGCAGACAGAGACUGUGUACUCAGGGGGGGAUGAUGGCCUUCUGAAGGGCUGGGACACCAGGGCACCUGGCAUGUCUCUGUUCACCAGUCAGAGACACUCCAUGGGCGUGUGCAGCAUCCAGAGUAGUCCCCAUCGGGAGCACAUCUUGGCUACUGGAAGCUAUGAUGAGCACGUUCUACUGUGGGACACUCGGAACAUGAAGGAGCCGUUUGCAGACACCCCUGUGCAGGGCGGGGUGUGGAGGCUCAGGUGGCAUCCUGCCCACCCGCACCUGCUCCUGGCGGCCUGUAUGCACAGUGGCUUCAAGAUCCUUGACUGCCAAAGGGCAGCCGAGAGGCAAGAAGCGACAGUAUUGGUGUCCCAAGUGUUGCCCAACUCUCUGGUGUAUGGAGCCGACUGGUCUUGGCUCCUGGUCCGUUCUUCACAGCCAGUUCCUUCCUGGUCCUGUCUUCACAGUGACCCAGGAGUCAGAAUGGGAGACCUAAAGGUUGCAGGCAAGUUGCCAGCACCCUGUCUUGAAUGCAUAGUGGAUGAUGGGGAGGGCCCUGCCAAACUCCAGCAUGAGACCAAGCCACCCACAGAGGACAGGAGGAAGAACGGCACUGAACCAUUUGCCAAGGAAGCCAAGCCCCGUGACUGCAACCUGUACCUGGAAGGGAUAAACUCAGACAUAAGCCUAUUGGCCACUUGCUCCUUUUAUGAUCAUGCUCUCCACCUCUGGAAGUGGAAGAUGAACUGAGCUCAAGAUCAUUCCCACAAGUAAACCAAGAGUGACUUUUGAGUCAUUUGAGAUUCUUACUGCAACCUCACCUGUGACUGCACCUUAUGGAAUCUUGACAGUGGACAGUCAGAAACGCUCCUGGCUUCUCUGCCAGGUUAUGCAAGUGACUGUGGUGCUAUCUGGCAGUAAGUGGGACAAAAACUUGGUUUCCAGCUUGCAACUUGUUAGUUUCUCAGGGAGACUUUUAACUUUCAGCCCUUCAUACAUGUUUAAGCAUCUACAGCAGACCCUGUGUAAGUUGACCACCUAAGGGGUCUGCAGCAAACUGAUUGACAUAUUGAAGUGGUCAGCAUAAAGAGCUAAGCCUCCUGCAUUGAUAACAUACAUGUGAUGCAUGUCCAGUCUAUGAAAAUUAGGACCACUUGAGGUGGUUAACUAUGAAG
This is a messenger RNA of Otolemur garnettii (small-eared galago), 2096 nucleotides long. RefSeq names its product diphthamide biosynthesis 7 (gene DPH7). Bases 307 to 1671 code for a protein of 454 amino acids. Gene Ontology annotation, molecular function: protein binding. The record is from RefSeq and is a predicted model, not a curated record. The transcript is spliced from 9 exons. Lineage: Eukaryota; Metazoa; Chordata; Mammalia; Primates; Galagidae.